Molecule: messenger RNA, 4987 nt
Organism: Neopelma chrysocephalum (saffron-crested tyrant-manakin)
Lineage: Eukaryota; Metazoa; Chordata; Aves; Passeriformes; Pipridae
Gene: HIP1
Product: huntingtin interacting protein 1
Exons: 31
Coding region: 28-3240 (1070 amino acids)
Biological process (GO): clathrin coat assembly; actin filament organization; endocytosis
Cellular component (GO): clathrin-coated vesicle; actin cortical patch; presynapse
Molecular function (GO): phosphatidylinositol-3,4-bisphosphate binding; actin filament binding; clathrin light chain binding
Source: RefSeq, a predicted model, not a curated record
GCCUCUGUGUCCGCUGGCUGUGGGGACAUGGAGUGGCUCUGUGACCAGUGGGAUCUGCCACACCCUGCUGGGUCCUCCCAGAGAGCUCUGGUGCCACUCGGGGGCAGCGGACAGGGGCUGUCCCUGUGUGUGGCUCCCAGGAAGAGGAACCAAUGUGUUGAAAAGCAGAUGGAGUUUGCUCCUCAGCAGCAUCCGGAGUGUCCAGAUGGGGCCUUCCCACUCAUCACCCAGACCGUCAGCAUCAAUAAGGCCAUUAAUGCGCAGGAAGUGGCUGUCAAGGAGAAACACGCCAGGACGUGUAUCCUGGGCACACACCACGAGAAGGGAGCCCAGACCUUCUGGUCAGUGGUGAACCGGCUGCCACUGUCCGGCAAUGCCGUGCUCUGCUGGAAGUUCUGCCACGUCUUCCACAAGCUUCUCCGGGAUGGACAUUCCAAUGUCCUGAAAGACUCUGUGAGAUACAAGAAUGAGCUGAGUGACAUGAGCAGGAUGUGGGGCCACCUGAGCGAGGGCUACGGGCAGCUCUGCAGCAUCUACCUCAAACUGCUGAGAACCAAGAUGGAAUUUCACACCAAGAAUCCCCGCUUCCCUGGCAAUCUGCAGAUGUCCGACCGGCAGCUGGACGAGGCCGGGGAGAACGACGUCAACAACUUUUUUCAGCUGACGGUGGAGAUGUUUGACUACCUGGAGUGUGAGCUGAACCUCUUCCAGACAGUGUUCAGCUCCCUGGACAUGUCGCGCUCGGUGUCGGUGACGGCGGCAGGGCAGUGCCGCCUGGCCCCGCUCAUCCAGGUCAUCCUGGACUGCAGCCACCUCUACGACUACACCGUCAAGCUGCUCUUCAAGCUCCACUCGUGUCUGCCAGCGGAUACGCUGCAGGGCCACCGGGAUCGCUUCCUGGAGCAGUUCCGAAAGCUCAAGGACCUCUUCUAUCGCUCCAGCAACCUGCAGUACUUCAAGCGGCUGAUUCAGAUCCCGCAGCUGCCAGAGAACCCCCCCAACUUCCUGCGAGCCUCGGCGCUGUCGGAGCACAUCAGCCCUGUGGUGGUGAUCCCUGCUGAGGCGUCUUCCCCUGACAGCGAGCCCAUCACAGACCUGGUGGAGAUGGACACGGCCUCACAGAGCCUGUUUGACAACAAGUUUGACGACAUCUUCGGCAGCGCCUUCAGCUGCGACCCCUUCAACUUCAACAGCCAGAACGGGAUGAACAAGGAUGACAAGGACCGGUUAAUCGAGCAGCUUUACGGGGAGAUCGCAGCCCUGAAGGAGGAGCUGGAGAACUUCAAGGCCGAGAGCGCGCGGGGUGCAGUGCAGCUGCGGGGCCGUGCCAGCGAGCUGGAGGCUGAGCUGGCCGAGCAGCAGCACCUGAAGCAGCAGGCACAAGACGAGAGCGAGUUCCUGCGCACGGAGCUGGAGGAGCUCAAGAAGCAGCGGGAGGACACUGAGAAGGCUCAGCGGAGCCUGACAGAGAUCGAGAGACGGGCGCAGGCCAACGAGCAGCGCUACAGCAAACUGAAGGAGAAGUACAGCGAGCUGGUGCAGAACCACGCCGACCUGCUGCGCAAGAACGCGGAGGUGACAAAGCAGGUGACGGUGGCCAGGCAGGCCCAGGGGGAUGUGGAGCGGGAGAAGAAGGAGCUGGAGGACUCCUUCCAGAGGGUGAGCGAGCAGGCACAGAGGAAGUCUCAGGAGCAGGCAGAGGUGCUGGAGACGCUGAAGCGGGAGCUGGCAGCCAGCAGGCAGGAGCUGCAGGUGCUCCAGGGCACACUGGAGUCCAGCACGCAGGCGGGAGCGGAGCAGAACUCCCGGAUCAGCAGCCUGGAGCAGGAGCGGGACAGGCUGAGCCAGGCAGCGGAGCGGCACGGGCAGGACAUGGCAGCGCUGCGGGCGGAGCUGCAGCAGCUGCGGGACACGCUCAGCCGGGAGCAGGAGAGCAGCAGGACCGAGCUGGAGUCGCUGCAGACCCAGCUGAGAGACAAGGAGGGCGCAGAGCAAGUGCUGCAGCAGCGCCUGGCCGAGGAGCAGCGAUCCCUGCUGCGGGGCACCGCCCGCGAGGCCGAGCGGAUGGUGCAGGACGCCCUGGCUCGCAUGGAGGAUCCCGCCCACAUCAGCUGCACCGGCUCGGCAGAUUGCCUCCUGUCCCGCACACUGGCAGCCUCCGAGUGCAUGGAGAGGCUGCGGGAUGCGCACGGCAAGUACCUGUCAGAUGGCACAGCCGUGGGCUCCCUGCUGCCCUGCCUGGCCCUCUUCGCCCACUUGGUCAGCGACACCCUCCUGCAGGGCAGCGCGACCUCCCACGUGGCCCCCGUGGAGCCCGCUGACCGUCUGCUGGAGCUGUGCAGGCAGUGUGGCAGCGAGGCCCUGAGCUACCUCAGUGCCCUGCAAGACCCAGGGACAGUGGCAGGCGCUGACUGCAGCCCAGUGACAGCCUGCCUGGGCCGGAUCAGCACCAUCGCAGAGGAGCUGCGUCCCAGAGGGCUGGACGUCAAGCAGGAGGAGCUGGGUGACCUGGUGGACAAGGAGAUGGCGGCGACGGCCGCGGCCAUCGAGACGGCGUCCGCCCGCAUUGAGGAGAUGCUGAGCAAGGCACGGGCUGGUGACACUGGGGUCAAACUGGAAGUGAACGAGAGGAUCCUGGGCUCCUGCACGGGUCUCAUGCAGGCCAUCCACGUCCUGGUCCUGGCCUCCAAGGACCUCCAGAGAGAGAUCGUGGAGAGUGGACGGGGAGCAGCAUCCCCCAAGGAGUUCUACGCCAAGAAUUCCCGCUGGACUGAGGGUCUCAUCUCCGCCUCCAAGGCCGUGGGCUGGGGUGCCACUGUCAUGGUUGACGCUGCCGACCUGGUGGUGCAAGGCAAGGGGACAUUCGAGGAGCUGAUGGUCUGUUCCCGGGAGAUCGCGGCCAGCACCGCUCAGCUGGUGGCAGCCUCCAAGGUGAAGGCAGACAAGGACAGUGCCAACCUUUGCAAGCUCCAACAAGCCUCCCGGGGAGUCAACCAGGCCACAGCCGGUGUGGUGGCCUCCACCAAGGCUGGGAGGUCACAGGUGGAGGAGAAAGACAGCAUGGACUUCUCCAGCAUGACACUCACCCAGAUCAAGCGUCAGGAGAUGGACUCGCAGGUGCGGGUGCUGGAGCUGGAGAACCAGCUGCAGAAGGAGCGGCAGAAGCUGGGGGAGCUGCGCAAGAAGCACUACGAGCUGGCUGGUGUGGCCGAGGGCUGGGAGGAGGAUGCUGCAGAGUAGCCCCAGCGGCAGCAGCAGCCCCCGGGGGACACCUGGGGCCUCGCAGGGACCCCGCUCGAUGCAGCCUUUUGGGAAGAUCCCCACGGAUCCGGUGCAGAAGCCUCCCCGAAGCACACGCCCCCUUCAUCCCCCAGGAGCCGCCUCCGGAGCCCCGAGAGCCGCCCGGCGAGGCCCCGGGGCCGGGGGCUCUGCAAAGUGCACGUGUAUUUAUUAGAGCUGCUGGGGGGUGGGAGGGGUCUCCGGGGGUCUUUAACCCUUUAGUUUUGUUUUUGCACAGAUUCUGGGAACUCUUAGAGCCGGCUCUGGCUGAGCGAGAGCGCUCGGGCUUCUUUCGCCUCUCGCUGCUUUUCCAGCCUUAACCCAGCCCGUGGCUCGGCGUGACCGUCCCCCCGCCCCGGGGAUGAGCCUGCUGAAGGCCCCGGGAGUGCCAGCGGGUGGGGGGCAGCUUUUCGGGUGCUGCUGGGCUUGGUGCUAGGUGUGCUCCCCCUCGGCGGGAGCACCGAGUGCCUUUGGCCACUGCAGGGUGGGGCGGUGGCGUUCCCGUGGGAUACCCUGUCUGGGGACACCAGAGUGCCGGGAGCAGCCGGGAGAGGGGCCGGCAGCAGGAGGGACGCUGCCAUGAGCUCCUGCCCCACAUCCCAGGUUCCCAAAACGCCCCUCGCAGCGCCCCCCUGAGCUGGGCUGCCCUGCCCCGACAGAUCACUGUGUUCAUGCCAGCAAUAAACCCUCCGCAAGGUGCUGGGCGCGGGGUUGGGCCACCACGGUGCCACCGCACAAGCCACCAGCUCCUGGGGACGGGGGGUGGCUCUAGGGCAGCACAGAGGGUUUGAGGGAGCAGCCAGGGUGCCCCAAAACCAGAGCACCCCAAAGCCAGAGCAAGCAGCUCCCUGUCCCCGCUCGCUUUGGUGCCAUCCCGGUGUCACCACCACCUUCUUGGGUGCAGGGGGGACUGGUGCCAGCAUGGCCGUGGGCAGAGAUGGGCACUAGCCAGGGAACCUUUGUGCCUUGAGCAGGGGGCUUGGAGGGCAGGGGGGCGUUGCCACCUCCGGGCCCCCCAGAUGUCACCGUCCCCUGCGGUCCUGCUGGUGCUCCUGCUGGGACCAGAGCGUCCCUCCCCUGCUGGGGGCAGGAUUUGGCCUUUCUCCCUUUGGGAAGCAUCUGGGCUGUCCCUGCGUGCUUUCCCAGUGACAUCCCCCAGCCCCCGGGGCAGUGGGAUCUGCCACCACCGCCGCGGCCUCGGAGCUGCCACCGCCCAGCGCAGCCGUCCAGCGAGCAGCGACCCGCUGUCCCCGCGUCCCCAGCCAGCCCUGCUGCCACCCCCAGCCUGCUGGGGGGACCUGGGGGCUCCCCACGGGGGUCCCGCUGCCUCCCCAUCCCACCCCGCGCUGGCUCCCCUCGGAUGCAAUACCAACCAUCCCGUUCCUGCCGGACACGGGGAGCCCCAACACCCUCCCUGCUUUUUUGGGGGGGGUCUCGCCUGCAGCCCCAACUACCUCAGGCCUCGGGGCCGGGGAGCCGCACGGGGGGCGUGGGGGCAGCGGGGACGUGGGGACAGUGGCACCGCCCUCGGCCGAAUCCAUUGUCCCUUUUGUAUCACGGGCGGGGGUCCCCGCGGUGUCCCCGGUGCUGGUGACAGGGGCAGGGGCUGCCCCCCCCCCGGUGCAGGGCGGGUUGGUUUGGUUUUUCAUUGUAUGAUAACAAUGACCCGUCGUGUGUUUGGGAUUUUUCAAUAAAGCCUUCAGCCCAG